CCGAAUGGCCUCCACUUUCCUCUCAGUACCACUGCACCCGUCAUCAUCCUUCCCUCUAAUCACUUGUCGAACCACCACCACGAAUUUCGCUUCCCGCACUCCACGAGAACCACCGCCACUGACGUCUGUCUGCCAAAAUCCUAAUCCUGGCUUUACCGCACCGUCCUCCUUAACUUGCUCCCUCCAAUGCCCUCACUUCCAGUCGUGUUCGGGUUGUACACACGAGUACAAUCUCCACCACCCUGCAAUAGUUGACGAGGCCACCGACUUUUUCAAGACUCUCGGCGUUUCCGACUUCACCUUUGAUAGCUGUAGACUGUGGGGAUGGAGAUGCCGCGCAAAACUUGCUGUUCGGGGUUCAUCAACCGAGCCUUUAAUUGGGCUUUAUCAAGAGGGCACUCACAAUAUUGCUGAUAUUCCCGAGUGUAAAGCUCAUCAUCCGCGCAUUAAUGCCGCUGUGGAGCUCCUGAAACAAGGCAUAUCUGAUUUGUGUAUUGAGCCAUAUGACGAAGAUCAGGGAACUGGCGAACUGAGAUAUGUGCAGAUGGCUGUGACUACGUAUGACACAUCUCUUCCUGUCUCACAAAGAUAUCAAAAUGGUAAAGUGCAGGUUGCUUUGGUUUGGAAUUCUAGAAAUGAAAACUCACCUAGUUCAGAAAAAUUGAAUGCUCUAGCAAAUUACCUGUGGAGAAAUGGUGGCAGAAGGACGAAAAUCAAUCUAAUUCAUUCUGUGUGGGCUAACUUUCAAACAUCAACUAAUAAUAUCAUAUUUGGGAAUAGAUGGAGGCAUUUGAUUGGAGACGCAGAAUUCUAACAUGUUGGAGGAAUCGAUGUUUCUUUGGCUCCAUCAAGCUUUGGUCAAGCAAAUACCAAGGCAUUUGAUUCUUUGCUUCGGAAGUUACAGAAGUAUGUCCCUCAUGGCGCAUCAGUGGUUGCUUAUGCAGGAGCCGGUGUUAGAUUAUCUUUGGCUGCAAUGAGGAAGUGUAGGUUAGUAAAAUGUGUUGAGGUUAACAGAGAGUCAAAGAUGUCCUUUGGAAAGACAGUUGAGCGUUUACCAGCCUCUCUGGAUUGCAGCAUCAGCUGGCAUCAAGCAGACACAUCAGUAGAACCUCUUUCUUGGCUUGUGGGAUCAGAGGUGGUUGUAGUUGAUCCUCCCAGGAAAGGGCUAGAACCAUCUUUGGUUGAUGCAUUAAGGACUAUGUCAUCCGUGGAGCUUAAAUCAAAGCUGCCUGAAAGUCCAUCCUUAGAGGCCAAAGGUGAAAAGAGGCCAUGGGUUAUUAGAGCAAGACAACCAUCAGUGCAAUUUAAACUCGGGCCUUUGCAAGAGGAAAGCCGCUCGCUGCCUCAAACUCUAAUCUACGUAAGCUGUGGGUGGCAAAGUUUUAAAGAGGAUUGUGCAUCACUUUUGUCUGGAGAGACAUGGCAUUUGGACAAAGCGCAUGGCUUUAAUUUCUUUCCUGGCACACAGAGUAUUGAGAUUUUGGCAGUAUUUAGAAGAGGCCCAAGAGCAUGCAUGAAGAAAAAGAAAUCUGCAAAAAAGAAGAGACCUUCUUGAGAAGAGUUUGCUGAUGCAAUUAAUAGCUUAGAUGCCGUGUUCUGAUGGAACUCAAGCGUACAUCUGGGGAAACAGAAAUAUGUAUGGAAGAACCACUGUUGUGGAAGUUUGCAAAAGAAAGACAUCAACAACAAAAUACCUGUGUAUUUGACGAACUUGCAAAACUAAAAAGGUUGUAGAUGUGUAGCCUAUAAAUUUGUUCCGAUGUCCAUCAAUGAUGAACUUAGCUGAAUGAAAGAUAGUUGACACACGUCAUAUCUGGCUUUAUGGAGUUUGUGAAAGAAUGCAAAACUGGAGAAGAUGAGAAAAGAAUUCAAAAAGCGGCAACGGUUCGUAUUCAGUUGGAGAAUUUUAGUGUCCCUUUUUCCCCUUUGACUUUGCUAGAUGAGGGAAAGCACUCAAAAUAUUGUGGGCUCUCAGGUCUUGCCUGGUCAAUAUUCCCACCACAGGAGAAACCUACAAAAGGGAGCAUAACAUCAGAAAUCUUAAUGAAGAGUUUGCUUCAGAAACUAACCCCGGAUGCUUGAUACUUUGGUAUGAUGAUCAUGUGCCGGAGCCCCACUUGCCUGAACAGCACCAUUGCUUUUGCUGCUGACAUGCUUUCUAACACCGUAUAGGGUGUGGUAUUUGUUAUGGGAUGCAAGUCAACAUACAUCUCCAUUUCAUCCUUUGUUACAGUCACGUCAUCAAUCUUACCCCACCUUUCAGCCAAAUCAACCCAGGUGAAUUUCUCUCUCACUUCCCACUCCUCUGUCCUCCGUCUUUCUGGCAGGAACCACUUCCUUUUCAGCACUAACAGAAGGUGAGCUCGCAGGACUAAUCCUACCAGUUCAGUUGCUCCAGUUUGUGUCCCAACUGGUGCCAUUACCCCUUCAUCUACAACGGGGAACCCAUUGUGUGUGGUGUUCCUGAGGACUUCUACAAUGUAGCCAACUUUCUCGAUCCCAUGAAGAGUAACAACUGGCGGCUUGACAUCAGCUAGUUCCCCAACAGUUAUAUUUCUCAUCCAUGGUUCUGGAUUUGCAUCUAAGAAAGGUAGACCUUUUAAUUCUAGUAUUAUCUCGUAUAUGCUUGGGUUGAAGCAGUCUCCAACUGUUUUGGCAAUUAGAAGAACGAGCAUUGUCAUGGGUAGCAGGAGAAGGUUGUUGGUCAGCUCAAGAAAGAUGACACAGAGCGAAACUGUCAUCCUCAUUGAACCAGCCAUUAGAGAGGCUGCACCUAGAACGGCAUAGAGCCCUUGGUCAAUUUGUGUGUAUGGGCCCAUGGCAACGCCAAGCAUACGACCAUAAGCAGCACCCAUGAGGAUAAUUGGAAGGAAAAGACCAGAUGGAACGGCAAUUCCAAAGGUUAUGAGCCCUAGAAUGCAAUAUAGAACAAAGAAGAUAG
Molecule: messenger RNA, 2941 nt
Organism: Coffea arabica (coffee)
Lineage: Eukaryota; Viridiplantae; Streptophyta; Magnoliopsida; Gentianales; Rubiaceae
Biological process (GO): RNA processing
Molecular function (GO): RNA methyltransferase activity
Source: RefSeq, a predicted model, not a curated record